Cryptomeria japonica (Japanese cedar) is the source of this 741-nucleotide messenger RNA. RefSeq lists its product as uncharacterized. NCBI's taxonomy places the organism in Eukaryota, Viridiplantae, Streptophyta, Pinopsida, Cupressales, Cupressaceae. Gene Ontology annotation, molecular function: nucleic acid binding; RNA-DNA hybrid ribonuclease activity. The coding region runs from base 1 to 741 and encodes 246 amino acids. The transcript has 2 exons. The record is from RefSeq and is a predicted model, not a curated record.
AUGGUGGGUGGGUUUGGUUCUCAAGGAGAUCAUGUUGUAGGUUCUAGGGAUGAGUACCAUGCGAUUUGGAAAGUGGAUUGUGUUGGGGUACAUAAUUUGAAGUUACUGGAGAAUGCCCAAGUGGAUGGAUGGAUUGAGAUGAAAUGGAAGAAAGGUAAGAAGGGUUUGGCUGGGAGUGUCUGUAUUGCCCCUUCGCUGAAGGGUGGAGGUGUUCCUGGGGAGGUUGAUCAAACUUUUUCUUCUUUGCCCAUAGUAAAAUGGGAAUUUCCGCAUAAAGGGUGGUAUAAGGCAAACUUUGAUGGAGCCUCAAAAUGCAAUCUACGUGUAUCAGGAGCAGGCAUUGUUAUUAGAGAUUGGAAUGAAAAUAUUGUGAUGAUGGCAGCUCAAAGAUUAGAGUGGGGUACAAAUAAUGAAAUGAAGGCUCAAGUAGCCCUAUUGGUGGUCCAAUGGGGUAUUAAAUUAAGUGUGCAAAAUUUGCACCUUGAGGGGGAUUCACAAAUCAUCAUUAACACAAUCAUUAAAGGUGAAACAAAUGCAUGGUUUUUGAAUAUUUCCAAAAUCAGAAAUGAUUUAAAUGUAUUCAGGCAUUACAAGGUUUCGCAUGUGAGAAGGAUUAGCAACGAGGUGGUGGAUCUUUUAUCCAAGUGGGUAACAUCAUUUGAAGUGCACAAAACCCAUAUUGAAGGUUUUUCAAAUCUACAGGAGGAGGAUGUGGCAGAGGAUGUACAAGGGGAUCAUUAA